AUGUUCAAAGUUGUUACAUUAUGUGAUGAUGAUAACCCCAUCUCUGGAGAAAACCUCACUCAUCCAAUUACCAUGAGCGUCGCAGAAGAAGAGAAACAACUUUCUGUUGCAUUUGUGUGCAGCGGGAACAUUUGUAGGUCGACCAUGGCUGAAGGGGUGUUUACCCAUAUGGUUAAACAACGAGGACUUGCUGAUCAUUUCCCCAAGAUUGAUUCAUUUGGCACCAACCGUUACCAUACUGGAGACUCUCCAGACCAUCGGACCACCAAGGUAUUGAAGAAGAACAAGAUUUCAUAUAGCCACCGGGCGCAAACCAUCAAGAAGACCGAUUUUGCCUGUUUUGAUUACUUGUUCGGCAUGGAUGGUUACCACGUUAGUAGUUUGAAUAGAAUGAAACCAAAGGACAGUGAUUGUAAAGUCAUGCUCUUUGGGCAAUACAACGAUAGAUCGAUCACCGGGCUCGAUGAUGAAGUCAGAGACCCGUGGUACGAUUCUGAUGAUGAAGGUUUUGAGGAGUGUUAUAAACAAGUCACCUAUUUCUCAAAGAAGUUUCUUGACGAACAGUUUGGGGCUUGA
Molecule: messenger RNA, 576 nt
Organism: Saccharomycopsis crataegensis
Lineage: Eukaryota; Fungi; Ascomycota; Saccharomycetes; Ascoideales; Saccharomycopsidaceae
Gene: LTP1
Product: tyrosine protein phosphatase LTP1
Exons: 2
Coding region: 1-576 (191 amino acids)
Biological process (GO): protein dephosphorylation
Molecular function (GO): protein tyrosine phosphatase activity
Source: RefSeq, a predicted model, not a curated record